Helianthus annuus (common sunflower) is the source of this 1049-nucleotide messenger RNA. RefSeq names its product probable inactive receptor kinase At5g67200. Bases 6 to 884 code for a protein of 292 amino acids. Lineage: Eukaryota; Viridiplantae; Streptophyta; Magnoliopsida; Asterales; Asteraceae. Gene Ontology annotation, molecular function: protein binding. The record is from RefSeq and is a predicted model, not a curated record. The transcript is spliced from 2 exons.
UUGAGAUGGACAAAAUUGCCCUACCUAAACCCUUCCGCCACCACUACCACCACCACCACCGCUUCUUCACUCUCUUCCUCCUCCUCACCGUCUCCACCGUCGUCCCAAACCCAGUAGAAUCACAAACACAACUCCCCUCCGACGUCGUUUCACUCCUCAAAUUCAAACUCAAAGCUGAUACUAACAACAAGCUACUCUACAACCUCAACGAGCGGUUCAACUACUGUCAAUGGCAAGGUGUCAAGUGUGUCCAAGGUCGACUGGUUCGGUUCGUCCUCCAGAGCUGCACCUUGAGCAGAAUCUUUGCUGAUAACACAUUGGCUCGUCUGGACCAGCUACGUGUCCUCAGCCUCCGCAACAACUCACUCACUGGUCCCAUACCUGACCUUUCUACUCUCACCAACCUCAAAGCACUCUUCUUUGACCACAACACUUUUGCUGGAACCUUCCUGGUGUCACUCGUUUCGAUUCACCGGCUCCAGUCACUCGAUCUCGCUCGCAAUAACCACUCUGAUUCACUCCCGGUUCAGCUCAGUAACCUAGACCGGUUCAACAACCUCUACCUGGAAUGGAACCGGUUCACCGGCUCGCUUCCGCCUCUCAACCAAACCACUCUCCAAGUGUUAAAUGUCUCCGGCAAUAACCUCACCGGACCGAUAACAGCAUUUCUCUCGAGAUUCAAUGCUUCAGCCUUCUUGUUAAACCCUAACCUCUGCGUUUCUUACCAAAAUCCACCGCCAGCUGCAAAUGAUCCUCUUUUGGGUUGUUUAAGCCCUAAUUUUAUUUGGGGCGUUUUCAUUUUGCGGUGGUGGAGGGAGUUGCAGCGGUGGUGGUGCUGCGUUGUUGGUGCGGCGGUGAUGGUGGUGGUUGCGGUGGGGUGGUGAUGGUGGUGGUUGUUUUGUUGAGAGAGAAGAUAAGAUAGAGAAAGUGAUUAGGCGUAGAGAGAGAGAGAGAGAGAGUGUGAGUCUGAAGAUGAAGAUAAAGAGAGAUAUGAUGGAAUAUGUUUAUAUAUUUAAUAAUGGUUUUAAUAAUAAUAAAAUGGUUUUUUA